AGCGUACGCUAGCGUGUCGAUCAGCUGACCUCGGAAAGGAAGAGGAAGAAAAAUGGAAGGUAACCGAGACGAAGCAGAAAAAUGUAUAAACAUAGCGAUUAAGGCUGCCGAAGCAGGAGACAAAGAGAAAGCGUUGAAAUUCCUGAAUAAAGCGGAGAAACUAUAUCCCACCGAGAAAGCGAAAGUGCUGCUGGAGGCCCUGAGCCGGAAUGGCAGCUCCACGGGGAACGGCACGUCUUUCCAGCGACCGGGGAACGCGUCCGAGAAUGGCCGGACCGGGGCGGGGGGGCACGGGCAGGAUACGGGGAACGGGGAGCCGGCCAAGGGCUUCACCAAGGAGCAGGUAGAGGGGGUGCAGAGGGUGAAGAAGUGCAAGGAUUACUACGAGGUCCUGGGCGUCAGUAAGGACGCCAACGAGGAGGAGCUGAAGAAGGCCUACAGGAAACUGGCGCUCAAGUUCCACCCCGACAAGAACCACGCGCCUGGAGCGACAGAAGCCUUCAAAAAGAUCGGCAACGCGUACGCGGUCCUCAGCAACCCCGAGAAGAGGAAGCAGUACGACCUGACGGGCGGAGAGGCGCCCGCCAACGCCGGACACGCCCGCGGCGGCGGCGGCUUCGACUUCCACUCGGGCUUCGAGGCCGACAUCACGCCCGAGGACCUCUUCAACAUGUUCUUCGGGGGAGGGUUCCCUUCCUCGAGCGCACACUCCUUCACCAACGGCAGGGCCCGGUACAGCCAGCAGCACCCCACCCACACCAGGCCGGAGCGGGCCGAGGGCCAGGGAGACGGUGGCUUCUCCAUGUUCAUCCAGCUGAUGCCCAUAGCAGUGCUGAUCCUGGUGUCCAUCCUAAGCCAGUUAAUGGUGUCCACUCCCCCCUACAGCCUCUACUCCAGACCGUCGACUGGGCAGACAGUUAAAAGGGCGACAGAGAACCUACGCGUGGAGUAUUACGUCGCCAGAGACUUCAAAUCGGAAUACAAGGGCCCAACUCUGCAGAAGAUCGAGAAAAGCGUGGAAGAGGACUACGUGUCUAAUGUCCGAAACAACUGCUGGAAGGAGAAACAAACGAAGACGGACCUGUUGUACGCAGCCAAGGUCUACCGGGACGAUCGGUUGCGAAAGAAGGCGGAGCUUAUGACCAUGGACAACUGCAAGGAGCUAGACCGGCUAAACCUGCUGUACCGGGGUGGAUGAGCUGCGGCCCCGCGGACCGCUUCACACACGUGCACAUAAAUACGUACAUACGUGUACAUGUAUACUUUUAUACAGAGAGAAUACGUCGACAUAGAAAAGGGGGGGGGGGGGCGGGGGGAAGUUAGCCUUUCUGUGGGAGCUCAUUCGCCCCAUGUUCACAUCCAUUCCACUGCCACCCCCGGCCUCCACAACCCCCCCCCCCCCCAAACACCCUCCACCCCCCCAAGGAAACGGCCUUGCUGCAUCUCUGCGAAUCUCCACAUGCAACCCUCCACCGUCCGUUACUUCAGUUCAUGAUGGCCCAGCAUCUCUAAUCUCCCUACGAUCGCUUUUAAAAAAAAAAAAAAAAAA
Molecule: messenger RNA, 1549 nt
Organism: Anguilla anguilla (European eel)
Lineage: Eukaryota; Metazoa; Chordata; Actinopteri; Anguilliformes; Anguillidae
Gene: dnajb14
Product: DnaJ heat shock protein family (Hsp40) member B14
Exons: 8
Coding region: 53-1198 (381 amino acids)
Biological process (GO): cellular response to misfolded protein
Cellular component (GO): endoplasmic reticulum membrane
Molecular function (GO): Hsp70 protein binding
Source: RefSeq, a predicted model, not a curated record